CGCCGCCCUUCGGCCUCGGGGGCAGUCUGAGCUCCGGCGUCUUUCAGGCAGGCGCCGGGCUGAGGCGGGAACGCCGCCGUUUUGUUGAGCGUGACUUGUAAUUUUCUGUGAGGAGCUGUGGAGUGUGCCGCCUCGAAGCGCUAACCUUUUACUACCACAAGAGGUCAUCCACACUGAAGGAGCACUGAUUGUGAGAGGACAAAAGACCAUUAAACGGAGGCUCUCUGGAGAAAGCAGUCCCCAUAUGUGUAUCUACAAAAUGACUGAUAAUUUGGAUGAAUUUAUUGAAGAGCGAAAAGCCAAAUUGGCCAAAGACAAAGCAGAAUUGGAAAGUGACCCACCUUACAUGGAAAUGAAGGGAGAGCCAUCAGAGAAGCUUUCUGAAAACACUAAAAUAUUAAUCUCCAUGGCUAAGGAAAACAUACCACCAAACAGUCAACAGACCAGGGGUUCCUUAGGAAUUGAUUAUGGAUUAAGUUUACCACUUGGGGAAGACUAUGAACGAAAGAAACAUAAACUAAAAGAAGAAUUGCGGCAAGAUUACAGAUGCUAUCUUACUCAGAAAAAUUUUCUAUCCACGAGUGAAACAGAUCCAUCUACUCUGGGAGUUUCUCUUCCUAUUGAUGAGAGGUUGUCGGCCAAGGAAAGGUUGAAACUUGAACGCAACAAAGAAUACAAUCAAUUUCUCAGGGGUAAAGAAGAAUCCACUGAAAAGUUCAGACAGGUAGAAAAGAGUACUGAGCGCAAGAGUCAGAGAAAUAAAAAACCUAUCAGUCAGGUUAAGCCUGAUUUACCUUCACAAAUACAAACAUCUUGGGAAAAUUCAGAGGGUCCUAGGAGAGAUGUCUUAACUCCUUCAGAGGCAUACGAAGAGCUUCUAAACCAAAGGCGACUAGAGGAGGACAGAUAUCGACAACUAGAUGAUGAAAUUGAAUUAAGGAAUAGAAGAAUCACUCAAAAAACUAAUGAAGAAGUGGGCAUUUCCAAUAAAAAACAUCAGAGGUUUGCCAGCAAGGCUGACAUCCCGGAUAGAAGAUUUCGCAGGUUUAAUGAGGAUCGUGUUUUUGAUAGACAGUAUUAUAGACCAGACCAAGAUCCUGAACGAAGUGAAGAAAUGGAUGAGAGGUUUAGAUAUGAAAGUGAUUUUGAUAGAAGACUUUUGAGAGUGUAUACAAAUGACAGGAUGUACAGGAACAGACGAGGGAAUGUGUCUCCUAUGGAGUGUGGUGGUGAUGUCACAGAACAGUCAAACAUAUGGAUUUCAUCUACUGGAAAUAAAAGUGCUCGAGACAAUGAGCCAUCCAAAUCUACCCGAGAGAUCUGUAGUCCUUUUGCGGGGAUGCUCUUUGGAGGUGAAGAUCGAGAACUUAUUCAGAGAAAGAAAGAGAAAUAUAGACUAGAACUAUUGGAACAAAUGGCUGAACAACAGAAGAACAAGAGACGAGAAAAAGAUUUGGAACUCAGAGUUGCAGCUUCUGGAGCACAAGAUCCUGAGAAAUCACCUGAUAGACUAAAGCAGUUUAGUGUGGCACCAAGACACUUUGAAGAGGCGAUACCACCCGAAAGACCCAGAGUAGCUUUCCAGACACCUCUCCCUCCUUUAUCUUCCCCGUCUGUCCCACCCAUGCCAUCAGUUCACUCCAUCCCAUCUCAAAAUGAAGAUUUGCACAGUGGACUCAGCAGCACCCUUGGUGAAAUGGUGCCUCCCAGGAUUGCGCCUCUGCCUCCACCUCCCGUACUACCACCUUUGGCUACUAACUUUCGAACUCCUUAUGAUGAUGCAUACUAUUUUUAUGGUGCCAGGAAUACUUUGGAUCCCAGUCUUGCUUAUUAUGGUUCAGGAAUGAUGGGAGUACAGCCUGCAACUUAUGUUAGUGCUCCUGUCACCCACCAGCCAGCACAACCUAUUAUGAAUACAGUUAGACAGAAUGAACUGAAAAUUACAAGUGAUCGAGCAAUAAAUUCAGGAUUGUUUUUUGAAGAUAAACCAAAGCCUUCAAAACAGUCACUUCAGUCUUACCAAGAAGCUUUGCAGAAGCAGAUUCGGGAAAGAGAAGAAAGAAGGAAGAAAGAACGUGAAGAAAAAGAAGAAUACGAAGCUAAAUUAGAAGCUGAAAUGAGAAGUUAUAACCCCUGGGGGAAAGGUGGAGGUGGUGCUCCUCUCAGGGAUGCAAAAGGAAAUCUGAUAACUGAUUUGAAUAGGAUGCACAGACAAAAUAUAGAUGCCUACCAUAACCCAGAUGCAAGAACAUAUGAAGAUAAAAGGGCUGUUGUAUCUCUAGACCAAAAUUUAGCCACUUCAAAUGCUGAGAACCUAGAAGACUCUGCAAAUAAAAACUCAGGUCAUAUGCCAACACAGAGCUCUCCUUUUGCUCGGGGAAAUAUAUUUGGUGAGCCUCUAACUGAACUUCAGAUUAAACAACAAGAAUUAUACAAGAAUUUUCUUCGUUUUCAGAUUGAGGAAAAGAAACAGAGAGAGGAAGCAGAGCGAGAGAGACUGAGAAUUGCAGAAGAAAAAGAAGAAAAACGGCUUGCAGAACAGAGGGCACGAAUUCAGCAAGAGUAUGAAGAGGAACAGGAAAAGAAAAGAGAGAAGGAGGAGGAGCAAAGGCUAAAAAAUGAAGAGCUUAUUCGGUUAGCUGAAGAAAGACGAAAAGAAGCAGAAAGAAAGAAGAAAGAAGAAGAAGAAAAACAUAACCUACAACUUCAACACUACUAUGAAAGAGAAAACAUAAUUGGGGAAGAAACAAAGCACUUGAGACAGCCUUCUCCUGUAGUUCCUGCUCUUCAGAACAAAAUUGCAAGCAAACUCCAGAGACCUCCUUCGGUUGACAGCAUUAUAAGUUCCUUCAUUCAAGAAAGUUCCGUGUCCAGGGCACAGUCUCCUCCGGUACCUGCCAGGAAAAAUCAGCUCCGUGCAGAAGAGGAGAAAAAAAAUGUAAUUAUGGAAUUAUCAGAAAUGAGAAAACAGCUUCGUAGUGAAGAGCGGCGUCUACAAGGGCGGUUGCUCCACAUGGAUGGUGAUGAUGAAAUUCAUAUAAGGAAAAGAGAAAGGAAUCCCAUGGAUAUAUUUGACAUGGCUAGACAUCGGUUGCAAGCUCCUGUCAGAAGACAGUCACCUAAGGGCUUAGACCCUACUACUUUUCAGAAUAUUCAUGACUUUAAUGAGCUGAAAGAUAGAGAUUCAGAAACACGAGUUGAUCUGAAAUUUAUGUACCCGGACCCUCCAAGAGAUCGUCACACCUUAGAGAUUCAGCAGCAAGCCCUGCUGAGAGAGCAGCAGAAGAGACUGAAUAGAAUAAAAAUGCAGGAAGGUGCUGAAGUUGACUUGGAUGCCAUGCCAAGUGCUAAAGUGCGAGACUACAGAAUGCCUAGAGAUGACACUAAUGAUUUCUUGAAAAAUUCAUUAUUGGAAUCUGAUAGUGCUUUUAUUGGUGCUUAUGGUGAGACGUAUCCUGCGAUCGAAGAUGAUGCCCUCCCUCCACCAUCACAGCUGCCCUCUGCAAGGGAGCGCAGGAGGAACAAAUUGAAAGGAGUGGACUUUGAUAAAAGUCAUCCUAAUGUACCACCAGAUGGUCUCUCUUUAAAAUCUGUAUCCAGUUUAAAUAUCGAUCAUCUUAGAAUGAGAAAUGAGGAACGAAUGCGAAGAUUGAAUGAACUUCAGAAUAAACCUAUCAAUACAGAUGACGAAAGUUCAUUGGUUGACCCUGAUGACAUCAUGAGGCACGUGGGUGAUGAUGGAACAAACUCUGUAGCAACUGAGCCCUGGCUCCGCCCGGGCACCUCAGAAACACUGAAACGAUUCAUGGCAGAGCAACUGAACCAGGAGCAGCAGGAGGUUCCUGGAAAACCAGGCACUUUCAAUUGGCAGGGCCUGUCUACUGCACACGGUUAAAAUAAAUCUGUAUUGGACUCAGCAGUGCCUUUUAAGGUGAAAGAAAUGUUAAAUCUGAACCUUUAAUAAUAUGUGCUACUUUUGGCUCCUAACCUGGAAGUUACUUAUGUUCCAUCUGUAUAUAAGGUAUAUUUUUUCCAUGAUGAUGUAUAUGAUGUACAUAAAUAAAAGGCCAUGAUUAUUAAUUUCUAUAAUGUAGAAUUAUAUAGAAUUAUUUUUUGUACAAUUUUGCUAUAAAUUAGGGUGGCAGUGAACUCUUGGAAUCAACUACCAUAUGUGCAUUAAUUUAAAUUCUGCUUGUCAGUAAGAUAAGGUGAAUAAAACACAAGUGUCUUAACAGUACUGUAAAACCAGAAUACCCCUUGUUACAUGUACAUUUGCCAUUGUUAAUGCUAAUCAAAAUAAUUCAUUUAGUAAAUACAUUGGGACUAUUCCAGUUGCUAUGUAAUGAGAGAAUCAAAUGUGCUAGGCAUUUCCAUGUCAUUUAUAGCUACUGAGUCAUAUGGAGUCAUAUGACGCCAUCAUAAAUGAUGGGAGUCAUAAUUGAUUUUAUUCCCACGAGCCUUGCACUAAAUGUUACACCUUUCUGCCUCUAUUUUUGUGCCAAUGAAGGCAUUAAGAUUACUAAUUUAUAUGAUUUAACUACUUCUUGAUAGAAAUAAAUUAUUUUUAUUACCAAUGUUGAUUUCUUAUUUUAACUGGAAUUGAGGUUUCUAGACACAGUGUUUGUUUUAGAAGUUGAAGAGGCAGGAACACCCAGGGGUGAAGGACAGAGACUGGAAUCCGUGCUGCACCACCCCGGACCCCUGCAUAAGUGGGCCGUCUUUCUAGUCAAUCAAUCAAUCAAUCACUCCAAGAGGUAUCUUCAGAAAAGGAAAGAUGAAUUCAAAUUCUGGGAAAUAAUUCUUAAGAGUCUUUCUUUAGCACCACAACAGCUGAGAGCACCCCCAGUGUUCCACUGACAUAAUUAAUGGCAGACAAGACCAGAUAAGUUUAUCUCAAAUGUGAAAUUUCUCUGCUAUUUUCAAUUUUAGCUGCAUGUAAAUUUUUUUAUAUACAAUUUUG
Molecule: messenger RNA, 4960 nt
Organism: Diceros bicornis minor
Lineage: Eukaryota; Metazoa; Chordata; Mammalia; Perissodactyla; Rhinocerotidae
Gene: CSPP1
Product: centrosome and spindle pole associated protein 1
Exons: 31
Coding region: 245-3895 (1216 amino acids)
Biological process (GO): positive regulation of cytokinesis
Cellular component (GO): spindle pole; centrosome; microtubule
Source: RefSeq, a predicted model, not a curated record